Messenger RNA from Stereum hirsutum FP-91666 SS1, 1690 nucleotides. RefSeq names its product MFS general substrate transporter. The annotation marks the transcript as partial. The record is from RefSeq and is a predicted model, not a curated record. NCBI's taxonomy places the organism in Eukaryota, Fungi, Basidiomycota, Agaricomycetes, Russulales, Stereaceae. The transcript is spliced from 15 exons. Gene Ontology annotation, biological process: transmembrane transport. Gene Ontology annotation, molecular function: transmembrane transporter activity.
AUGCCAGGACGAUGGGAUUUCAAGGUCGGAGUAUGUUGCCAAGACAUCCUAUAUCAGCAGAGUCCUGCCAAUUAUAAACUCGUACCGCAGCCUACGUGGUAUGAGCGUACGAACUUGAGCUCGAGCCGCUUGUAUGCGCAGACGAAAUUUGAACUCCAUCAACCACCCGAGAAGACCAAUCAGAUGUUCUUGCUUCCCCCUGCCAGUCAGGACGCCCUGCUCGUAGAAGACAAAGACUCCGCCCAAGUUCCUGGUACCACUCUUCUCUCUGAGCUGAGCGUUCGUCAUGGACACGGCGCGGUCAUCAAUACUGUGGCUCAUAAACUAAAGAGAGGGACGGGAAGAGAUUCGCAUGUAGUGUUGAAUCCUCAGCCUUCCGAUGAUCCUAGGGAUCCAGCCUUCGCCGCUUCGCUCGAUGGCGCGCUUUCACCCAUGACGGGCCCGAGCUAUGUUCUUCUCUCCAGCCAAUUUGGCGUUUCGGUCGAUGAGGUGGCGUCGACCUUUGGAGCAAUUUUGCUAGGAUUGGGAUGCUUCAUGUUCAUCCAGGGGUCCUUCGCGGUGAAGUUUGGGCAUAGGAUCGUCUAUCUGUGCUCUGUGUUUCUGAUGUUCAUAGCCUGUAUUUGGUGUGCACUCAGCCCGAACUUGGCCUCGAUCAGAGCUUCACGAGUGUUUCAAGGGUUCGGAAUGUCGGCUCUGCAAAGUCUCGUAGCAUCGAGUAUCGAGCAGAUUUUCUUUAUUCACGAGCGCGGCGCGCGGACGGUCAUCUGGAGUUUCUCGAUUAUGGCCGGGAUUACGCUGGGUCCUCUGAUAUACGGCUACGUCGUGCAAAACCUGACAUGGCAGCUGGGAUUCUGGUUCGUGAGCAUUCCGCUGGGCCUCUGCACGCUGAUGGUGUUUUUCUUUGUGCCGGAGACGACUUUCGACCGCCCUGCUGCAAUUGGCCGCACCACCGCCCAAGCCACUCGAUUUGAUGAUCUAGAGAAGGAAGCCAAUAUCGAGACAAAGAAGUCUCCCUCUGUCGACGAGAACGAAAUUGAAUCGGAAGAGAGCGCCCCUUCGUCGCCAAAUGAAGCAACACAGCACUCAAGAGCCACACCUCAGCCGAAGCCGAGUUACCUGUCUCAGUUGAAGGUCUGGAAUGGUACGUUCAGCGACGAGCCGCUGUGGAAAUUGGUGAUGAGACCGUUGCCGUUCAUGUGCUCGCCUGUGACUGUGUUCUUGUUCUUGACACAUGGAAUGCAAACUGCUUGGCUGAGUUUGCUCCCCAUCUGCUCUUCCACGAUAUUCACCAUUGAAUACGGCUUCAAUGCCUCCCAAAUUGGUCUCACAAACCUCGGUGGCAUCGUCGGCAUCAUCCUCGCCAUGGCCAUAACGGGCCCAUUGACAGAUUGGGGCGCCGUUUGGCUCUCGAAGAGGAACGGAGGCGUGUAUGAGCCUGAAUUCAGACUGAUAUUCAUGUCGACCAUGUUAUUUGGGGUGUUUGGAUACGCGGGUUGGGCUGUCGGCACGGUGAAUAAUAUGCCUUGGAUCGGUGCGGUUGCGUGUCUUGCCAUGGCCAACUUCUCAAUGGUCGUCUCCGGUGCAGCCGCCGUGACCUACCUCCUCGACACCCAUGGACCCAACGCCCUCCACUGUCUCGCCAUCUCCAACUUCCUCAAGAACAUGGUCCUCUACGGUUUCUCGUUCUUCG